Molecule: messenger RNA, 3150 nt
Organism: Bursaphelenchus okinawaensis
Lineage: Eukaryota; Metazoa; Nematoda; Chromadorea; Rhabditida; Aphelenchoididae
Source: the annotation of a GenBank genome assembly
AUGGCCGUUGAUUGUGUCGACUCUACUGGAUUGAUUAGACCGAUCAUGGCGCAGUUUUGGACAGCCACAGAUCAGCCAAGCACUGCUGAUCACAAUACGAACACUCAGAGCCAAGCCACCUUCGGCAUGUUCGGCCAGAACAGUCAAUCUUCCAGUCCACGCAACAAGCUGGAGACCAGCAAUAACAUGUUCAGCUGCUGGAGUCCGAUCAUGGACGAGAAGGUGGACAAGUCAAGAGAGGCCGUCUGGUCCAAUGUCUACAACUGGAUGCAGAGCUCUUCUGAAGUGAGUAAAAUUUAAAUUUAAAAAAGAUUUUAAAAUUUUAAAAUAUCAAAAAGUGCUUCUCAACUAUACCAAACUAGUGUAAAGUACUACAAUAUCACUAGCUCCUGACUCUUCUGAUAAGCCCUGUUUUCCAGACGUUUUUAUUAUUUUAAAUAGUGACCUUUUCCUUCUUAUUUGUUUAAACUUUUUGAUUCUAUUUUUUGCGUUUCUCGUGGCUGGACGGGAACACAAAAAGUUCACAGCGAAACGACCAAGCACGGGCUGGGACGGUGAGUGUGAGGAACGCAAAAAACGCCAAAUUGGCGGUGAUCAAGAUCAUUUGGGCCAUAAAAAACGGCUGGGUGAGAUACUGAUGGCAAAAUUGUGUCUGGGCUCUGUUCGAAAAGUGCAAAGACCUCUUUCUUCGACCAGAGUCAUGUGUUUUUAAAUACGAAAUUCAACCAAAAAGUGCACCGAUUUCAGGAAAUGUGCACUUUUCGAAAAUGGCUUUCUGAGGCAAAAAUUAUUAUUUAAAGACUGGUCUGAGCUUGCAAAGUAGAUGUUUUGAUAUAGUAAAGGGUCAUAAGAUGGGUUUGAUACGUUCAAAGUCAUUUUGAGUUUAUAUUAUAGUCUGCACUUCUAUCACUUUAAAAAUGAGUAAAUUUCAAAUUCUUUUGUUUCCUGUAUUGUUCAAGUUGCGCUUGAAUGGGAAUCUAGUGUACUUUUUCCCCUUUCACUGUAAACCAUUUGAAGAAAUGGUGCAAUACCAAGAAGGCUUAAGGGCAUCAGAAGGACUAUUGUACUUGGGUUCGACCUUUUUGGCGGGCAAUUUCAUCUUUUUGCUUCCUUUUAUGUGUCCUCGGAGCGACGGGAAAAGAGCCGGGGUGGUGCCUGGUACGGAGCGGAACGCCGCCCGUCCCCCCGUCGUUCCCCUCGCCGUCCUUUUUGCGUCGUCGUUCGCUCUUUUUUAUGGACCGUUUUUUGCCUUGCACUUUUUUCCCAGCUCUUCAAAAAACGUCUCUGUGUGUGUGUUUUUUGUGGAACAUUAAAUGAGAACGUUCCUGACCCCACCGUCUUCCUCUUUCUCACCCCUUCGACCUGCUGCGAUUUGGUUCGGAGAGGAAGGUGGUGAGGGGUGUAACACUAUCAGAAAUAAAACUAACCAAGAGGUACGUUCUGGCACGGGAACGAUCGCCACAACAAACACGAAACAAAUUCCAAAAAUAACACAACAAUAACACCGUUAGCCGAGAAUUAUGAAAAACACCCCGUUACUAAGCUAAAAACCUUUACCGAAGGAAAACACUCGGUUACUGAGUAAAAAAAAUCUAUUUACAUGAGGAAAACACCCCUAACCGACUAAUCUUUCAGAACUCAAGCAGUGAGGAGUGUAAUGAAAGUACUCAAUCCGGCUCCGACUCCAUGCUCCAAUUGUCGCCACAAGCUCCGGUCUCGAAUCCUUGGUCGAAUCUGGACGAUCAGACCCUCCCCACCUUCACUUCCACUGCCAGACUCCCAUCCUCAACAUCUGCCCCGUCGUUCCAUCAACCAUAUGCCAUCAGACCGAACGAUGAGAACGUUCUCCAUCAGAUGCUAAACCUCACUUUGGAAAGCCCAAAGGCCAAUGGCUACAGAAAGUGGAGCACCGAAGAGCCCCAAGAGUCUCUACAAUCCCCGUCUGUACAUUACCCCAGUAACUACGCAGCCUACACCAUGAACAAGCCCAGAGAUAUCACUGAUCUGAUCGAACAAUACGCUUUAUCCGACAUUAACCCCCAGAAAGAGCACCAGUUGCACCAGUCCCACUCUCAGGUCUGGUCGAAUGAAGUCGACCAAGACUACUUCAAUCCUUCAAAAGAAUUCAGACAGAACUACAAUCAAAGACACGCAUUCCAACCUCUCAACUCUCACCAAUCCUAUCACACCUCUCCGAAGCCGAGAAACGGUGUAGCGUGCGACGAAGCCGAGCUCCAAUGGUACCACCAACACCUGGAGCUGCAACAGAAUGUGUACAACCACAUCUACGGUAUGCUCUUGUCCGGUCAAGUUCCAGUGCAAAACAAGUCUGGACGAAAGAACGAGAAGAUGAACAACAAGUCGUACCAGAAGAACCAAUCUCCACCUGCUCCAAUCUCACCUCCAAUAGCUCACAAUGCCACUUUUGAACAACCACGACGUAGCCAAGCCGAGCUCCAGACCAAGCUCGAGUUGUGUACGGAUCAGUACCGAUCUCUGGAGAAGGAGAGGAAGAAGACCGAGGCCGAGUUGGCCAAGCACAACCUGGGGAAGAAGAUCAGUUCGGCCAACAACCUCCCCAUCCCGCGCCUCCCACCCGCCCCAUCUCGGGUCGACCGGUUGGUGGUGGACUUCUUCAGAGAACAUGCUCGUGUUAUCACUCUGAUCAGUCGGAUGGAGCAGCUGAGAGGUGUUCAGUUUGGAGACAAGGUGCACGAGACCUUGCGGGAGUUGUUGGACUCCAUCAGAUUGCUACAACAACGACGACUGAGCGAGAGAAAUGCCAUUCUCAGCCAUCUGCGCGGUGAUGUGGGCACUUAUGAUGAGGAGAAAGGUAAGAUAUUAUAGUAAAAAGAUAUAUUUGUACCAAAAUAUUUCUUAAAAUGAGCUUUUUAAGUGACGAAAAAUAUAAAGUAUCUUUUAAGCCAGCUAAAAAAAUUAAAAAUCCGUUUUUCAGAAUCUGCCAACCUGGUCGAAGCCCUCGUCAACGUGACCAAGUGUGUGGUUCGAGCUCGUGCCGUCAACUGGUGUGCCCUUAUCCAUACCUUGGGUCCCGAGUCGCAUCUGCAGCGGAUGCAGUUGGAGAGGAUCGAAGCCCUGAACUACCAGUGCGAGCCUCCAGAGAUCAAGUCACGCCCGCUCCACGCAUAA